Molecule: messenger RNA, 1235 nt
Organism: Juglans regia (Persian walnut)
Lineage: Eukaryota; Viridiplantae; Streptophyta; Magnoliopsida; Fagales; Juglandaceae
Product: ATP-dependent Clp protease proteolytic subunit-related protein 3, chloroplastic
Exons: 10
Coding region: 71-1045 (324 amino acids)
Biological process (GO): protein quality control for misfolded or incompletely synthesized proteins
Cellular component (GO): endopeptidase Clp complex
Molecular function (GO): serine-type endopeptidase activity; ATP-dependent peptidase activity; ATPase binding
Source: RefSeq, a predicted model, not a curated record
AGAACACCAACAUUUUCUUUGAUUUUCACCACACAACAAGACUGUAACACACACCCAAAAGCCGAAACUUAUGGCCAGUACUCUUCACUUUCCCAUGGCCUCUCCGCUCCCAUCAGCUUCGACUUCUUCACAGUCCUUUAGACGAAGAUAUUUAAGGACCCCUUUUGCUGUAAAUGCUCAAAACAAAGGCAAAGUCCCCAUUCCCCCAAUAAACCCUAAGGACCCGUUUCUUUCGAAGCUCGCUUCGGUGGCUGCUACCUCGCCCGAAACGUUUCUAAACCGGCCCGUGAACUCUGACACUCCUCCUUACUUGGACUUGUUUGAUUCUCCCCAGCUCAUGGCUACUCCUGCACAAGUGGAAAGAUCAGUUUCCUACAAUGAGCAUAGGCCCAGAAGACCUCCACCGGACUUGCCUUCUCUGCUUCUUCACGGGAGGAUUGUUUACAUUGGCAUGCCUUUGGUGCCAGCUGUGACGGAGCUUAUCGUUGCAGAAUUGAUGUACCUUCAAUGGAUGGAUCCCAAAGAACCAAUAUACCUUUAUAUAAAUUCUACAGGAACUACUCGUGAUGAUGGUGAAACAGUUGGGAUGGAGACAGAGGGUUUUGCAAUCUAUGAUGCAAUGAUGCAGUUAAAGAAUGAGAUACAUACAGUCGCUGUUGGAGCCGCUAUAGGUCAGGCUUGUCUGCUACUUGCAGCUGGAUCUAAGGGUAAACGGUUUAUGAUGCCGCAUGCCAAGGCCAUGAUCCAACAACCUCGUGUCCCAUCAUCUGGGUUGAUGCCCGCAAGUGAUGUUCUAAUCCGUGCAAAAGAGGUAAUAACAAACAGGGACACUCUUGUAGAACUCCUGGCAAAGCACACUGGAAAUUCAGUCGAGACCGUGUUUGAUAAAAUGAAAAGACCAUUUUAUAUGGAUUCUGCAAGAGCCAAGGCAUUCGGGGUCAUAGACAAGAUUCUUUGGCGUGGUCAGGAAAAGAUAAUGGCAGAUGUUGCCCCUCCAGAGGACUGGGACAAGGGUGCUGGCAUCAAAGUCGUAGAUGGGCUUUAAUUUGUCUCUGGGCAGAUAUGUGGCUUCUGACUGAAAUAUGAAGUAUGGCUGCAAUGGACCCUUUAGCCGGAUAUGAUUGCCAAUUCAUGUGCAGUCUGCAGCUUGAUCCUUGUGAACAAUAUUCAGCUGCUCAGGGACUUCAUCAUAUAUUACAUUUCUGUUCUGCAUUGAUUGCAAUCGGGUGGCUUUU